AUGUCUGAUUAUUUCUCUCUAAACCAUAACAAUGGUAGCUCAACUCUAGCUGAGUCAUUGAUAACUCCAAGUGUUUAUGACAGCAUUAAUGGCUACGGUCCCUUUGACGAGGAAUCGAUGCAAUCAUCUGAAUCUCAACUGCUGCUAGAUUUAUACCAUAAUGAUCCUGCCGCUAUCCUAGAUUCAAAUUAUUCAUUUAACUUGCAUCAAGGUGCUCCACAUCUUCAGGGUAAAGACUCAAUUUUACCAAGAACAAACAAAAAAUCUCCAUUUUAUACUUCUGUUCCAAUUCCUAAACCAGUGAAGUUAUCUGCUUCUUUAGAUAUAGAUGAUCAUGAUGGUUAUACAGAAAAUGAUAUCUAUGAUGGUGAAAAUAAUUUCGUUAAAGAAUAUCCAACCGUUGUUUUAGCUGAUAGAUUCUACAAAUGGAAAAAGAUUUUAAAAGCUUUAAUUAAUUAUUUAAAGGAAAUGGCUUAUGCUCAAGAAGAAUUUGCAAGAAUUAAUACUCAAAUGAAAGAUGCAGUAAAAUUCAAAUUCUUAACAGAUUUAGAUGAACAAACAAAUACAUUGGUUGAUCCAAUGACACAUACUAGACCUAUGAGAAAACAACAACCUAUGACGUUAGCAGAAAAGAAAAAGCAGUCCAAUCUAUCAAGUUCAAAUUUAAAUGAUAGCUCUAGUUUCAAUCCUGCAUCUUCUCAAUUUACUUUGAACAAAGACUUAAACAAUCCAUUAGCUGCGUCAGGUUUCAUGAAUUUUGGUUCAGGAUCAAUUCAAGACAUUCAAAUUAUCUUGAAAAAAUAUCACUUGUCAUUAGCCAACCAGCAGUAUAAAGUUUCAAAAGAAAUUGCUAAUAACUUAAUUCCUCAAUUAGAAUCUUUAAGGAAAGAUUUAUCCAUGAAAGUUAAAGAUAUUAAAUCAUUACAUGACAAUUUCAAGACGAAUAUUAAUGAUCAUAUUAAAAUUACUUCACAACUUUUAAACAAGUAUAUCACAGCUUGUAGAGUUAUGUCAAAUCCAAAGUUUUCAGCAAAAGGUAUUAAACCAAAACAUGACCCAUUUUUAUUGAAAUUACAAUUAGAUUUACAAUUGAAAAGACAAAUUGAAGAAGAAAAUUAUUUGAGAACUGCAUUUAUUAAUUUACAAUCAGCGGGUAUGAAAUUAGAAAAAAUUAUAUAUGCUAAAGUUCAACAUACAUUACAAAGUUAUUCUUCAUUAUUAGGUUCAGAAGCCCAAUUAGUCUUAAGAAUUUUAUGUCAAGAAUUAUACAAGGGUAUAUGUUCAAAUCCUCCUGCUAUUGAAUGGGAUAAAUUUGUAACAUGUCAUGGCAAAUGUUUGAUCAAUUGGAAAUCAAAUGAUCCUGUACCACCAGAACGUUCCUUUUCAGAUAUUGAGUACCCAAGGGCCAAUUCACCAAUGGGUAAAUGUAUAAAGUCUGGUUAUUUGAAGUUUAGAAAGGGAAAUUCAUCAUCAACUGAAGGUUAUUUCAUUUUAACUGCAAAUUAUUUACACGAAUUUAAAAGUAAUAAUUUAUACAAAAGUGGUUUCUAUCCAGAAUCGGUACCUAGUUUAAAUGAAAUUCAGAAAGGUCAAAAUGCUAAAGGUAAUGCUUCAAAGGGACAAAGCUGUAAAAGUCAACCUGUUAAAGGUCAACCAGGUUACCACAAUCCUAAAUAUACCCAACCUAAGAGAAAGAAAACGUUGUUACCAGUUUUCAGUAUUCCAUUAGAUGAAUGUAAAAUUAUUAAAUGUAGCGACUAUAAGUUAGUAUUAGAAGCUCCUGGAGUUUAUAGUAGAGAAGCAACCCCUAUUGCUCCGCAAGUGAUUCAAAAACACUAUUCAGGUAGUCAACUGGCCAAACAAACAGCGGAAAAUUUACAUUCAAUGUCAUCUACAACUUUAACGAAAACUGGUCAAGAAGCCCAAAAGAUUGUUACUAAAUCUCACCAUGGUUUGAGCAAAUUGUGGAAGGGUUCAUCCAGCAGCGAAUCUCGUAAGGCAAGUAAUUCUUCUUCAACAUCAUUGCAAUCUCAAAGAAACCCUGUCAAGAAAGUUCCUAACGCAAAUGAAGUCUUGACGCCAGUUAAAUGGACUUUUUAUAUCGAUCAAACGACUGCCACUCCUCAAGAUGUUAAAUACUUCAAAAAGUGGAUUAAUGAUAUCAAAUAUUUGACUUCAUUUACUGAUAUUCAUCAAAGAGCCAAUUUUAUCGAAGAGAACAUGUUAAAGAACUCUCGUCAAACUUCAAAUUCAGUGGUUCCAUCUAAUGAGUUGGCAAGUGGAUUUAUCUCCAACUUUACGGCAAGUUCACUCUCAAUUCCAGAACCACCAUCUGCAUUUACAUUAAUAAAUGCUAAUGCAUCAAGGAUUACAUCACCAAUUCUUGAUGACAAGGGUAACUUGAUAGCUCCAAUGAGGUCGUAUAGUGCUGGUUCGAUACCAGUAUUGAAUUCAGGUAAUACAAGCGCUUCAAAUAGUCAGAUAAAAAUAGAACCACUUACACAAGCCAAGAACAUCAAUAAUGUAACAUCCCCUAACAUGUCUAUGUUAUCUCAUAAAACCCAAAACUCAGAUGAAAGUUCUGGCGGUUACUUUGCAUUGCCAGUUAGAAGAGAAGUCAGAUCUAACCCGACAACUCCACAUCAAGAAUCUCAAGGUUCAAGAUCUCCCGGUUCAACCUUAUCUCAAAAGAUCGGUGAUAUUUCCAUAUCUUUAGAAGAUAUAGAAAGGAUGAAAUUGCCUCAAAUGAAACUGAAUAAUCAAGAUUUUAUGUUAACCGCACCAAAAUUUCAAAGAAGUGUCAGUGCAUCGUCAAUUCCAACAACCACAGUAUUGGACGCAAAGAAUACGGCUAUUGAUAAUUUAACUGGUAUUGAAAUGGCUAACUCAAAUGGCAUAUCUAUCAAUUCAAACCCAGGCAUUAAAAUUAAUAACGAUUUAAUUUCUAACAAUGAGAAUCAUGGGUUGAUGUACCAUAGCGCCAAUAAUAGUUCUAAUAGUUUGAAUUUAACUCCAGUUAAUUCAAGAGUACAAUCUGUGAAAAAGCAUAAGAAAACUCGUUCUUUCAGCUCAUUGAGUAGUUUGAAGUUUUCUAAGAGAACUGGAGCCACAUCAGGAAUGUUUUACAAUGAACAUAUGAUGAAUAAUGGUAUUGAUGAACAUGAUGAUUGUGAAUCAUUAGAGGAAGCUCCUAAAGUAAUUAAAUUAAGUCAAUCAUUGUAUACUUAG
Vanderwaltozyma polyspora DSM 70294 is the source of this 3228-nucleotide messenger RNA. RefSeq lists its product as uncharacterized. The coding region runs from base 1 to 3228 and encodes 1075 amino acids. NCBI's taxonomy places the organism in Eukaryota, Fungi, Ascomycota, Saccharomycetes, Saccharomycetales, Saccharomycetaceae. The record is from RefSeq and is a predicted model, not a curated record. The transcript has a single exon.